AUGAAGACGUUUACUUACGCGACGGAAAAGGAUACCGCGCAAAUGUGGCCUUCACGUGAACCGGAAGGCAAUCUGACGUCCUCCCUCUCCACACAAACCAGUGCACUGCCUCCCCCCGCGCGCAAGCCCGCUUCGAAGCCACCUGCAGUGAACCAAGUUGAACGGGCGGCAGCCACACCACCGGCUGCUUCCAGCAAGGGCAAGUCAAGGGUACCCAGACAAGCAGCGAAGGCGACACCCGAGACUUGA
This is a messenger RNA of Phytophthora nicotianae INRA-310, 249 nucleotides long. RefSeq lists its product as hypothetical. The record is from RefSeq and is a predicted model, not a curated record. The transcript is spliced from 2 exons. NCBI's taxonomy places the organism in Eukaryota, Oomycota, Peronosporomycetes, Peronosporales, Peronosporaceae. The coding region runs from base 1 to 249 and encodes 82 amino acids.